ACGCUUUGCAGAUGUAAACUUGUCGCGUUCAUGUGCUAGUCGGAACCAGGAAACUCAGAAAUGUCCGGCUUGCUGACUGGUUGAAAGCGGCACGUGUAUUUAAGUACAACCAAUACUUGUAUAGUCGGAAAUUUCAGAGUUUCCUAGUUACGACUAUCACGUGAACGCGGCAACUGGAGCAGAAAAACACACACAUGUGUUGUAGCCGUUCUUAUUAUACCUCAGUGGUCGUAGCUGGACAAACAUUUAUACAAAAUAAUUUAAUCGACAUAACAUUGAAGAAGAGGCGCCACCUACAUCAUGAAUGAUUUUGGAAGCUACCCUCCGCCGAACUUUGUCUCUCCUCCUCCGGGUUCGAUGGUGAGACCGCCAACGUUCCUUCCACCACCUAGCAACUUCCAGCCCGGUAUGUGGAACUGGUACGAACCACCGUCCGAGCCGUGGAGAUACAACGGCCAGGGAGAACACUGGAACGGCGGGCCCGGACCAGGUCGACCCAGAGGCUCAUAUGGCCAGAACUUCCAUCGUGGACAUGGAGGCGACAGGCAGGACUAUGGUCGUCCCAACAACCACGGGAAAAAGCAGAAAAAUAAAAAAGAACCAGAGUUUUCCCAUUUCUGUGACCCGUGUGACCGAGGCUUCAAAAACCAAGACAAGUACGACCAACAUGUCUCCGAACACGUCAAGUGCUCGGUUGAAGACUGCCGCUUCACUGCUCAUGAGAAGCUGGUCAACAUUCACUGGAAAAAUAACCACGCCCCAGGGGCAAAGAGAAUCAAGCUGGACACUCCAGAGGAGAUUUCUAAAUGGAGAGCGGAAAGGCGCAGGAACUACCCAACCCUGGUGAACGUGGAGAAGAGGAGGAAAGUGAUGGAUGCCAGGGAGGAGACUGGCGCGGUGCUGGAAACGGCUCAGUUUGGGAGGAUGAGGGGUAGAGGUCGUGGACAGCGUGGUGGAAGGUUCCAGAGGGGCAGAUGGGCCAGACCGGGUCCUCAUCCGUCAGAGAGACCACCACACCCCACUCAAACCCCCACGGAGAGGCCUCCACCCCUCACUCAGUUCCCCAGGGACGGAGACCCUCUGGGGGCUCUGGCCAACAGUGACCCAGACUCUGAUACAGAGGAGCCAGCCAGUGGAGGUGGGGUGACUGUGGCCCCUAAACAAAUGACAUCCGGGCUGGGAUCUCUGAUGGCCAGCUACGGCUCCAUGACGGACAGCGACAGCGACCAGGAACCACAAGUCCUGCCCAUCCAGAGGACAAGUCAGCUGCUGAAGGAGAACCAGGCAAUGCUGAAGGCUCUGCCAGCCAAGCCCCAGAACAGUGCUUCAUCUGGGGCUAAGAGACUCUACCCUGAGCCCCCCCGGGAACCACAGCCUGGGUCUGGUCCUCAUAGACCUGGUAGGGGGAGAGGAGCGAGAGGAGGACGAAACAACAUGGACACCCCCCAACAGCGCCGCGCCACUCUGCUUGAGAUGUUACUGGCCCCAGACAUCCGCCAUGAGAGGAACGUGCUCCUGCAGUGUGUUCGCUACAUUGUCCGAAACAACUUCUUUGUAGUGGAGGGUCAAACUCAGGACCAGGAUGGAACUCUGGGCAGAACAGGGACCACAGGUGACCCUGACCUUGACCUCCAGACACAGGAAGUGAGAGCAGAUGAUCAGAGAGCAGAUGAUCUCCCAGCUACCGCUCUGGUUGGUCCAGAUGAAAGAGGUGACCAGGUGAGGUCAUCACUAGAAGGUACCCAGAAACCACCAGUCUGUCAGGGACCUUCAGAGGUGGACAUUUUGAAUGAUGUCCAUCCUGAGGAGAUGCCAGAUGCCGCCUCAAACCCUGAUGUCGUAUCUUAGCUGAAGUCUAACCCUGAGGUCCGGGGGACUGUGUCUGAGCAGUCUGGAGCCCAACAAGUGGGAGAAGACCAGAGCAUGGAGGAGAACACACAGAGUGGACCAGCCUGCUCACAGUCACAUCCCCUCCAGGAAACCACAAUGGACUGGGCUUUGAAUGCUAGUUAUGGAGAUGGUCACCCUGCAGACCACUCCCAGACCUCCGUCCCCAACUAUGAGGAUGAAGUCUGGGAGACCCAAGACCCCUGAAGUCACCUUGACCCUUCAAUCAAGACUGUCACCUUGACCCUUCAAUCAAGACUGUCACCUUGACCCCUGACGUUUCCUUGACCCUUCAAUCAAGACUGUCACCUUGACCCUUCAAUCAAGACUGUCACCUUGACCCCUGACGUUUCCUUGACCCUUCAAUCAAGACUGUCACCUUGACCCUUCAAUCAAGACUGUCACCUUGACCCCUGACGUUGCCUUGACCCUUCAAUCAAGACGGUCACCUUGACCCCUGACGUUGCCUUGACCCUUCAAUCAAGACUGUCACCCUAAAAGCAGAUUUAUACUUGAUCCAGAAAUGCGGUCCGGAGGCUCUGUACAGUUGCGUUAUUUUGAGUUUGAGUUUUUACAGAGACAGUGCACAUUAUUCAACGUUUCAUCAUCGCUAUGCAAACAAGCCUGAUUUCUGCGACAAUUUCUCCGUUUACACAAGUUUUUAGUUUAGCUAAUAAAAUGAAAACAUAACUUCAAACUACUUUUGGGUCCUUCGUUAAUAUUACAGCAUGAAAUCCAUGUCUUAAACGUCGCUACGUUUUGUAAAUAGUGAAGAACAUCGUGUAAUCUGAUUGACGUAUUAAAGUUACUCAUCUUACAGA
Molecule: messenger RNA, 2708 nt
Organism: Salvelinus fontinalis (brook trout)
Lineage: Eukaryota; Metazoa; Chordata; Actinopteri; Salmoniformes; Salmonidae
Product: FMR1-interacting protein NUFIP1-like
Exons: 10
Coding region: 301-1848 (515 amino acids)
Biological process (GO): box C/D snoRNP assembly
Cellular component (GO): nucleus
Molecular function (GO): RNA binding
Source: RefSeq, a predicted model, not a curated record